Messenger RNA from Momordica charantia (bitter melon), 768 nucleotides. The record is from RefSeq and is a predicted model, not a curated record. NCBI's taxonomy places the organism in Eukaryota, Viridiplantae, Streptophyta, Magnoliopsida, Cucurbitales, Cucurbitaceae.
AUGAUGGACAUAGAAAUGACUUGUUUUUAUGUCUUUAUUCACGUAGUUUGUAUUUUUGCACCAUUUUACUUUAAUUGGAGUGCAUUUUGGGUUACUUUUGCAUUAUAUAUUAUUACUGGUCUCUUUGGUAUUUCUAUUUCGUAUCAUAGAAAUCUUUCACAUAGAAGUUUCAAACUUCCCAAAUGGCUCGAAUACUUGUUUGCUUAUUGUGGGGUUCAUGCACUCCAGGGCGAUCCAAUCGGUUGGGUGAGUACACAUAGGAGUCACCAUCAAUUUGUUGAUACAGAAAAAGAUCCACACAAUCCUAUUCAAGGAUUCUGGUUUAGUCAUUUUACUUGGAUGUUUGAUUCUAAUGCUUUAACUAAAAAAGUUUGUCCGGAGUACUUUAAUGAAUUCAAAGAGAUAAAAAGCAGCGGUUGUGUAAUUGUUGGGAAAUAUGGAAGACCGAAUAAUGUUGGCGACUUGGAGAAGCAAUCAUUCUAUAGAUUUAUUCACAAAUCGUAUCUUCUCCACCCCAUUGCUCUUGCAUUCCUACUUUAUGCUGUUGGAGGAAUUCCAUUUCUUAUAUGGGGAAUGUGUGUGAGGACUAUAACGUAUUUACACCUAACAUUUAUGGUGAACUCAGUAUGUCAUAGGUGGGGAAAGCAACGAUGGAAAACUGGCGAUUUGUCUAGAAAUAAUUGGUUGGUGGGUUUGCUUGUACUUGGAGAAGGUUGGCACAAUAACCAUCAUGCCUUCGAGUAUUCGGCUCAGUUUGGACUCGAAUGA